This is a messenger RNA of Zychaea mexicana, 1477 nucleotides long. RefSeq names its product Bestrophin, RFP-TM, chloride channel-domain-containing protein. Bases 150 to 1265 code for a protein of 371 amino acids. The transcript has 7 exons. NCBI's taxonomy places the organism in Eukaryota, Fungi, Mucoromycota, Mucoromycetes, Mucorales, Lichtheimiaceae. Gene Ontology annotation, molecular function: chloride channel activity. The record is from RefSeq and is a predicted model, not a curated record.
CAAAUUUAAAUGAUUUUUUUUUAUCGGACCGACGCCGCCGAUCCCGCAAAACGCCUCCUGUGUAGUGCAUACACUUUGUACCUAUCCUGUUGACAGAUCUUGUUGCACAACCUAUACCCUUCUUUUUUCCCUUUUCCAUCGAGAUAAAAAUGGAUCACGAUCCUCCUCCCCACUAUUACCGUGAACGAUGGCAACGUCAGCUCUCUCAAUAUCCUGAUGUUUUACGUUGGAGGGGAUCGGUCUGGCCUAGCAUUCUUCCAUUGAUUGCAUUGACUGGCCUUUACGCAUAUGCAGUGGCUUACGCGUAUCUUUCACUUCAAUAUACCGGUGUCGCCUUGAGUAAUUCUGUAGUUCCUGCGUUGUCAGUCGUAUUGGGUCUUCUCUUGGCAUUUCGCGCCAACACCUCGUAUGCUCGAUACUAUGAAGGCAGACAACUCUGGGAAACCCUAGUGAGCCGUACGCGUAACCUGGCACGCCUCAUAUGGACCUCCAUUCCAGAGCGAACACAGAACGACCAUUCGGAGAAAAUGCGGUGCAUGAAACUGCUAUUGGCGUUUGCGGUUUCAACAAAGCACCACAUUCGUAAUGAAUUGGGAUGCGACUACUAUGAUCUGGACUCACUUCUUCCACCCAACUGGGUGCCUGCAGCUGCUGACGAGGCGUUUUUGGGCGAGCCGUUGUCACCGAGUAGUUAUGGAGAAGAACAACGUCAAGUGACGAGUUUGGACAGCGCGGCUGUAGCUGCGGCCUUACAGACGCAAGCAGCCAUGUUUUCGUCGGAUGAGGAUUUGCCUGACGUGGAAGACGCGACUGGGACAGUGGACAUGUCCUUACCACUGGAGAUCUUGUUCCGAAUGGGCUUGUACGUGCAACAAGCCAAGAGCGUAGGCAGGAUCGACGGUAUCUUUUCAAACAGUAUCAUUGGGCAUCUGAAUCAGAUGAAUGAUUGUUUGGCUGGCCUGGAGCGGAUCGCGAAUACCCCGAUUCCCGUGUCUUACCGCAUCCAUCUAAAACAAUCGUUGGCAUUGUACCUAGCAGCCGUUCCGUUUACACUGGUGGCUCAGUUGCGUUGGUGGAUGGUGCCCACAGUGAUCCUUGCGUCGUUUACGAUGUACGGUAUUGAUGCCAUCGGCGCUGAGAUCGAAAACCCUUUUGGAUACAACCCGAAUGAUCUGCCGCUGAAUCAGUUUUGCGAUGGACUUCGGAAAGAGAUUGAAUUCAUCGUCUAUCACUUGCCGUGUGAAACAGAAGACACGCUCAAAUAAACACAAAUGACGUAGUGGUAGCUUCUCUUCUUUCUUGGAGAACUUUUCCAGUGGUAUCAUAUUCCCAAGCUGUGUAGCACGACCACACGCUUGCUCCUAUCCUCCCACGCCAGUUUCCUUUCUUUUUUUCCUUUUGCCCCCAUGACACUCAUCUUGCACUUGUUACCGAGAAACACAGCAUGCACGUAAAUGUAAACAAAAGUCAAAGAACG